Molecule: messenger RNA, 2963 nt
Organism: Myripristis murdjan (pinecone soldierfish)
Lineage: Eukaryota; Metazoa; Chordata; Actinopteri; Holocentriformes; Holocentridae
Product: zinc finger protein 384-like
Exons: 5
Coding region: 205-2484 (759 amino acids)
Source: RefSeq, a predicted model, not a curated record
AAACGAGCAUACCCUGUACCAGCGCUAAAUCUCCGCCCACUGAGCCACCGCCACUGCUGCUGCACAACUGGCUCUCUAAUUCAGUGCUGUUAUGGUUUGACCCCAUAAUAAUCGACCCAGUAAGCAGCUGUGUAUUCCUUAAAACGCACUCAACGCCGCUUGGUGUUGAUCCGAGCUGGAGGGCCAUCAGAGGAUCCGGGCGGGAUGUGCUCCGUCAUGGGAUGCGACUCGUUCCUCUUGAGCACUACGCAGCGCUUCAGGCUACCGGAGGACCCGGAGAAAAGACUGGAAUGGGUGCAGUUUCUUGCCAAAACCAAUGGUCAGGUUUUCAAAGAGUCGUCCUGGACUGAUAUCAAGAUCUGCAGCGAGCACUUCACAGACGAUUGUUUUGAGAACUUGACCCUGAUCCAAAUGGGGUUCGGCCGCACGCUCCAGCUGAAGUCCAGCGCUGUCCCAUCACUUUGUCCCAGGUCACCAGGAGCCACCGUCUCAGUCUCAGCAAGUGAGGAGGAAAAUUCAGAUGUUGGAUGUCGGGAUGAGGAACUGAGCGUUUCUUCAGAAUCUUGUCCUGAAGAAAAAGUGUUCAGUUCAAAGGGUGUCCAAGUAAGCCCAGCACCGUGUGGUAUCUCAGUUUCCUGUUCAACUGAUCUUUCAUAUGUUGUUACUCCUGGAGGGGUCCAGACACAGCAGGAGAUCAUAAAUGCAGAAAAAAAAUUAAGCAAGGAAAAAGCUGCCCUUCUGCAGGAGAAAGGAAAGUAUCUUGUGAAUGAAAGCUGUCUCCUGCAGCUGUUCCGGCGGAACUGUCCGUCAUGUGGCAGCAAAUGUCAGCUGGAGAAGAUCAUGCAUGGCUUACUUGUCAUCGUGGUCCAGCAGUGCCUUAAGUGUGACUACAGAAAACAGUGGAAGAGCCAGGCCCAGACUAGCCUCCCACUUGCCGUAGACCAAUACCUGUCAGGAGACAAAGAUGUAACUGCAGGGACCCAACAGGCAUUGCCUUCAGGAGAUAGCCACAACUCCAGCAACGUCCCAGUUAUCUCUGAGACUAUUACUUUUAGCGAUGACAGUGAUUCAUCCGAUGGAGGGGACGACAGUGAGGACGGCAAAAAGAACUUCAAUUCAGAUGGUGAAUGGAGCCCCCCGGAGGACAACUUGACUGAGGAGGUCACUAAGGAAUCUGAUGAGGAGGAAAUUCCUGAUGAAGAAAGUCCUGAGGAAAACUAUCCAGCUGGCCUCAAACUCAAUCAGCUCUGCCCGGAGUGCGGGAAGUUUUUCAACAUUCUGAGGCCUCACACAUGCGAGUACAAAAUCAAGCCCUAUGCCUGCAAUGUGUGUGGCAAGAGAUGCGUUUCUGAGGUCUCUCUAAAAACUCAUAGCAAAAUCCAUAAUGAAGACUACGAGCAUCGAUGCAGGUACUGCCUCAUGUCGUUUAAGACAAGGCUAGACAAGCUUGCACACGAGCAGACCCACCGCCCUAGAUCAAAGCCCUAUCAAUGCCCCGACUGCUCAGAGCUGUUUGCUAACAGUAAACUGCGCAACAGACACCUGCUAGAGCACCGAGGCCCCAAGAAACACAUUUGUGACGUCUGCAAGAUGGAAUUCAACUAUAUCCAUCAGCUCCGGAGACACUCGGUCGUGCACACGGGAGUGAAGCCGUUUGUGUGCGAGGUGUGCCAGCGCUCCUUCAACCAGUCGGGCCACCUCAAAUCGCACAUGCGCCUGCACACCGGGGAAAGGCCUUAUAAAUGCAAGCACUGUGGCACGAGCUUCAAUCACAAUGUCAGCUUGAAAAGUCACGUCCAGCGCUACCACAGCCAAGUCCCUGGAUCGGAGAGAAAACGGCAGAUGGAGAAGACGAGCCUAAAUCAGUCUGAGUCCGAAAAGGAUGAGACGAACGAAAUGGACUGCCAGACUGGCGAUGAACAGGAGAAGGAGAAAGACUUUGAUAUUGUGGAAUUUGAAGGGAAAGAGGAGGAGAAAGAGGCAGAGGAGGAGCAGGAGGAAGAAGAGGAGGAUGAGGAGGAAGAGGAGGAGGAGGAGCAGUCAGAGGAGGAGAAGAAGCAGGUGGUGAAAAAGAAGAGCACUCAAAAAUGUAAAAAGAGACCCACAGGGAGACCGAAAGGAAGGCCUAAGAGGAACGCAGCAGUCAAGGGAGAAAGCUUGAUUCUAGCAGUGAAAGCGGAGGAUUCAAACGCAGACGCUGACACAUUUCAGGCGGAGUAUUUGAAAAGCGCGACUUCCUGCGGUGAUGGGAGUAAGGAGGAGCAGAGUGACAGUGACCCAAAUUUUGACUCAACAGAGAAAGAGAAGAGAAACAAGAACACCGGCCGACGCAGAGGAAAACCAAAGACCUCUGAGGAUAGUGACUCUGACUUUAAUCCAGCAGAAAAGAAGAGGAAAAAGAAGAGUGGAGGGCAAAACAGUAAUAGUACGAGCAAAAGAGGAAGACCAAAGAAAAAUACGGCAGUCCGAAAACCCUUAAAAUGAUCAAUUUGUUGCUGAAGAAUCAACUGAGGGUGUAGGAUUUGGCUGUAAACGGUUAUAGAGAAGACAGGAGCAAUACACACACAGUAGGGACAGGCACGACAGAAAUGAUACAGUAUGUGUGAUUCGAACAGUUCUACCAAUCAGAGAAACAAAAUCUGAACUCAAAUCUGUAGGUCUGCAAGUUUUAUUGCCUUUUACUGUUUUGAAAAGCGAAGAUUUCACUGAUAUUGUUGCUUUGAUUUCAAAAUAGGCCUACCUUUGAAUCCUCUUAACUGCUAUGUGUGUUUUGGGAUCAAAUUCGGUUAAAAAAAAAAAAAAAAGUAGUUCACACAGGACUGAUGUUAAUGCCAGUGUUCCUUACUAUUUCUGUGUUCUGUUAUUCUCCAGUAGUUUUGCUUCCAUUAUACUGUUUUUGUAACUCCAGUAAAGCCAUGUUGUUUCCUAAUCUUGUUUGCAUCUAAAAUGCAUCUUAAACCCCA